CAAAACAUAGGUACACACAGAAACUUCACAAUAUACACAAACCCUACGGACACCAUGGAAGUGGAUUUACAAAAACUACUACCCCAGGAGGGUACCGGACACAGGUGGGUCCGGAGAAUCCCUCCCUGCAGCUCGGCCUCCUGUCAUAGACGGAGCCCGGGCUACAGGUGGCCCCUCGUAUUCUGGGGGAGGGGGGCAUAGACCCGCAUCGUGCAGUGCACGCACGACGACCAGAAGCAAACGUUUCACGGACCUCGACUAAAAAAGACACACGAUCUACCCCUAGCUAUGAAAAUCGGAAUACGAAUCUCACGUUCUCAUGUUGGACCCAAGCUUUAGCUUCCCGCUCCUGCCGAGAGUACCUGGUCGCAGGUGAUCCCUUAUCAUAAGCAGAAGAAGCUAAAAAAGUAUAAAAACGAUCCGAGUGACAAAUUUAAUUUGUCGCUGAACACACUCUUAGGAAUUCAUCAGUUAACAAGGCACUCGCAGGAACAGAGCAACAGUGCGCGGCUGUCGAAACAUGGCCGCCAGCAACGCGCAGAGGCUGUCGUCCCAGUUCAAGGCGUAGACAUAACUGAGAGCGUAUCCCGACCAGAAACUUUGUCAAACUCGCCUAGCACUAAAACCUCCGUUCAAGUUCAGGUAUGCCCUGACGCCCACAAGGCAGAACAGUGAUGAGCAAAUUAUGGUGUCAUGACGAUCGGGCCCUAUCCUGGCUUGCAAUGGUUGUGCCACGACUAAAUUCACCAAGGGAGGGUACAGGACUCUUGGUGAUUAAUCAGGCCGAUUUACCUGUACGGGCAACACUAUAUGUGCCCAACUUUGACGAGGACAUCGGAAAACUCCAUAAUAUUCUUUCCGCACAAAACCCAUGGUACAAUGUAUCAUCGUGGUCUCUGUACAUAUAUGAGAGAACAGCGAAUAACAGACCUGGCGUAUUUCUAGUAUUGAGAAUACCCAGACAGCAACUUGAAAUCAUUCUUUUAAGGGAAAAAAGCAUGUCAUAUUCUACAGGAGCAAUCAAACUUCGGCUCAAAGAUUUCCAAGGAUCGUGCCUGACAGCAUCAGUCGAUGACAAUCUGUGCGCGGAUAUGUCCGAACAAAGCGAAUAAAUUAGAUAUUACCCCAUAUAGCUCAUAAGUCUAAGCGAAGGCAGGCUGGGAUUGGGUUCUGCCUGUUAAACACUCGCGAAAGUUGGUGGCUCUGCCGCAGGAGAUAAUGUAGGAUACCGAGAUAGGUUCAUGGCGGAUGGCAGCAACUCAUUCACAGUAAAGUUGUGUCAUCUAGAGUAAUCGACUUAAUCGAGAGUGUGUAUCAGCCUGAUACUAUCAGGCGGUAUUUGAUCGCAGCUCGCGGAAACCAAAUAAUCGCAUAUAAAUAUAAGAUAAAAUUAAGGAUAGACAAGGAAUUCGGCUAUGGAUAUGAUUUGACUGCUAUACGCUUGCGAUAAUUACUGUAAAAUGCGGCCAUUGCCGCAUUUUUGUCCUGCAUAUUCCGAAUGCAAUCGUAUCUCCUGGAGGAGACUUUGAUUAAGCCGCGACAGUGUUUUGGACGGUACUCAAACACAGUUCGUUUAAUAACACAUCUUUGACAGAGAAUACAAACCAUCAACAUAAAUACAAAACAUGAGCAUAACUCAUAUUUCCAAGUCAUCGAAUUUUUAGUAGUACGCACCAUUACAAAUAUGAGAGAUGUAAAUAUAUUUCAAAGAUGGUUUACCUGCAAUCGCGCAACGCCUUUAAAGUACCAUUCACUCGCCCGCACAAAGAAACUACAAGAAAUAAAGCAAUGCACAGCCAAAGAACAUGCUCGUAAGGAAACAGUGGUUGAUACUGCACUGAAAUUUAAUAACAUGUCUUUGAGAGUCUCAACUGCUAAAACGAAUCACGUAAAAGUUUAUGGAGAAAAUGAACCGAAAGUGAAGGAGUCAGGAUGUGCUCGCGCAGUUCGAGAAUUCUGUAAGGAUACAACGCUGCAUGGAUUUAAAUAUUUGGCAUCUGAAAACUACUACGAUCGCGUGGGCUGGCUGCUGUGCUGCGUGGCCAGCGCGUGCUGCGCGGGCGCGCUGUGCUGCGCGCUGUGGGCGCGCUUCCUGCAGGUGCCGGCGCUGCUCACGCUGCACGAGCUGCGUGCCUCCCAGCGCAUGCCGCUGGUGGCCGUGUGCCCGUCCGCACAGACCGUCGCCCACUACGCGCGCUCACAUCUGUCAAUACCCGAAAACGUAACAGAUCGCUUACCAAUAAUCCUGAGCCAUGUGCUGCAGAGGAAGAAAACGAAUCACGAACACCUUCUGAUCCUUGAAGAUAUUCUGGUCAAGAAUAACUUGACGUUACCGGAAGCUUUGAUGAGAGUUACUCCCGCCUGCCACAGAAUUGUGCUGAAUUGCCGCUGGCAGAUUUACAUGAUGCCGUGCGAAGUGCUGUUCAAGAAAGAGUUGACUGAUUGGGGAGCUUGCUGUGUAGCCAGACCUUACGACCUGAAUGUCGACGAUGUAAUAGCGUCACGAAUGGAAGUAACUAGGAGGCUCAGUAUAGCAGUGCAGUGCUCAGAUCAGACGACAUUUAACGGCUGCGAGUUCUACACGCAGUACGCGGGCGAGGAGUGCGUGCAGCCCACGCCGCUGGCGCCGGGCCACAGCUACUGCGCGCAGCUGUCCUUCGGCUCGGUCGAGGACGGCGCCGCCGCCAGCCUGGUGGGCGGCUCCUGCGGCGGCUCGGCGCACUACUCGCGGAACCGCUGCUUGUUGGAGUGCCGGGAGCGCCAGUGCGGCUGCCGGGAGCCGCUCCGCAACGGGAGCGAAGCAGAAGUCACGCUUCCCCCGUGCCUCGUUACACAGCUAGGCUGCUUGCGGACCUUAGACUUUGAAAAAAAUUUCUCUUGCAACUGCCUACCGGCGUGCAAGAAAGUGUUUACGUACAUGGCAUUAGAAUCCAGCGCUAUGGACGCCUUUCAAUAUACCAAUGACAAAAUAUACGCCGGUAUUAACGCCAGCAUCAGUUCAGUGCUCCGGAUCGUGGUUCGGAUGAGCGAGUCGCGGCUGUUCGUCGUCCACCCUACGGAGACUUGGAUCACAUUGCUUUCAUCUCUGGGUGGCGUUUUCAACAUGUUUCUUGGAGUGGGCUUAUUUAGCGCAUUGGAGGUGCUGUAUCUAUUAUUCGUGAGGCUACCGAUCGCGAUCCUCAAGCCUACAAAUAUGGCUAAUUCUGAAACAUAAAGGAAUUUCACAUUUGUAACAAUAAAAUGUUCAACCCUUG
This is a messenger RNA of Pararge aegeria (speckled wood butterfly), 3254 nucleotides long. Its product is annotated as sodium channel protein Nach-like. Gene Ontology annotation, biological process: sodium ion transmembrane transport. The coding region runs from base 1685 to 3214 and encodes 509 amino acids. Gene Ontology annotation, molecular function: ligand-gated sodium channel activity. Lineage: Eukaryota; Metazoa; Arthropoda; Insecta; Lepidoptera; Nymphalidae. The transcript is spliced from 10 exons. The record is from RefSeq and is a predicted model, not a curated record. Gene Ontology annotation, cellular component: membrane.